AUGAGGAUGAAGCACUUUCUGAAGUUGGAAGACCAUAUGGACAGUGUGGAACAGAAGUCUGUGACUGCUCCGGAGCCACACCUUCUGAGCGCAUGUCCCAACUCUGCAACGUGCCGGCGGUGUGACUCGCGGCAGAUUACUCAACUGUUCUGUUCGAGUGUGUUCAGCUUUGUCACGGGACCGGAAUGGUUCCUACCUCAUAGUGAGGUCCUCAGCAAGGUUCCUGCCGGUGGCGGACCCAACAAUGAGGUUUUGCCAAAGUUCUGCGGUUCUCCACCUCCUAGUAGUGGCUGCAGUCCUGCGCCCAGACCAGUUGCCUGCGCCCCCAGCCCUGUUCUUCACCCAGGACUGGCAGUGAACACCUACCUCUUCAUGAUGCAGGCUCAAGGCAUUCUGAUCCGGGACAACAUGAGAACCAUCGGGGCUCAGGUCUACGAGCAGGUGGUCCGGAGCGCGUAUGCCAAGAGGAACAGCAGCGUGAAUGACUCAGAUUAUCCUCUUGACUUGAACCACAGCGAAACCUUCCUACAGACCACAACGUUUCUUCCUGAAGACUUCACCUACUUUGCAAACCAUACCUGCCCCGAGAGGCUCCCUUCCAUGAAGGGCCCAAUAGACAUAAACAUGAGUGAGAUCGCAAUGGACGACAUCCAUGAAAUCUUCUCCAAAGACCCAGCCAUCAAGCUCGGAGGUCACUGGAAGCCUUCGGAUUGCAUGGCUCGAUGGAAGGUGGCGAUCCUCAUCCCUUUCCGGAACCGCCACGAGCACCUCCCGGUCCUGCUCCGACACCUGAUCCCCAUGCUGCAACGGCAGCGCCUGCGGUUUGCGUUCUAUGUGGUGGAGCAGGUCGGCACCCAGCCUUUUAACCGAGCCAUGCUGUUCAACGUCGGUUUUCAAGAAGCGAUGAAGGACCUGGACUGGGACUGCCUUAUCUUUCACGACGUGGAUCACAUCCCGGAGAGCGACCGGAACUACUACGGGUGCGGGCAGAUGCCAAGGCACUUCGCCACCAAGUUGGACAAGUACAUGUACCUGCUUCCUUACACCGAGUUCUUUGGUGGAGUGAGCGGCUUAACAGUGGAGCAGUUCCGGAAGAUCAAUGGCUUCCCGAACGCUUUCUGGGGCUGGGGCGGCGAAGACGAUGACUUGUGGAACAGAGUCCAGAACGCAGGCUACUCUGUGAGCCGGCCGGAAGGCGACACCGGGAAGUACAAGUCGAUUCCUCAUCACCACCGAGGAGAGGUCCAGUUUCUUGGCAGGUACGCUCUGCUGAGGAAGUCCAAAGAACGGCAAGGGCUGGACGGCCUCAACAACUUGAACUACUUUGCAAACAUCACAUACGACGCCUUGUAUAAAAACAUUACCGUCAACCUAACGCCAGAGCUGGCCCAGGUGAGCGAGUACUGAGGGGGUGGCCGUGGCCGUGCCUCGCCCGCCGCCCGGAGAGCAGCCUGCCGUGACGUCGCGGGGCUCCGCGCGGGAGGAACAAAUACGGUGUCUGAUGAAGGCUCACAGGGUCCGAGGGGAAAACAAAAAAUGUGAACAGUGUCCACGCACAAAACGCCUUCACUGUGGCUUGGGAACUGCCUUCGUGAGGACUGGCUUUCUGUUUUCACAAGACGGACGUCCGUCCUGCUGCUCUGCUCCCCCCAGCCUCCUGCCCCGGCGUCCCGCCCCAGCCAGGAUCUCCGCGCCCGGACCUGCGGGCCGCCGGGGUCCCCGGCCUCCGGAGCUCGCCCCGCCGCG
Suricata suricatta (meerkat) is the source of this 1746-nucleotide messenger RNA. It is a transcript of the gene B4GALT5, whose product is annotated as beta-1,4-galactosyltransferase 5. The transcript has 11 exons. Gene Ontology annotation, molecular function: UDP-galactose:glucosylceramide beta-1,4-galactosyltransferase activity. The record is from RefSeq and is a predicted model, not a curated record. Lineage: Eukaryota; Metazoa; Chordata; Mammalia; Carnivora; Herpestidae. Gene Ontology annotation, biological process: carbohydrate metabolic process; glycoprotein biosynthetic process. Bases 1 to 1407 code for a protein of 468 amino acids.